This is a messenger RNA of Rhodamnia argentea, 2432 nucleotides long. RefSeq names its product triacylglycerol lipase 2-like. The record is from RefSeq and is a predicted model, not a curated record. Bases 1195 to 2427 code for a protein of 410 amino acids. Lineage: Eukaryota; Viridiplantae; Streptophyta; Magnoliopsida; Myrtales; Myrtaceae. The transcript is spliced from 10 exons. Gene Ontology annotation, molecular function: hydrolase activity, acting on ester bonds. Gene Ontology annotation, biological process: lipid metabolic process.
UAAGUAACAUGGAUAUGAACGCAACUCUAGCCAGGAAGGUGAUUCGAUCGCUACAAUUUUUUGCUAGUGUUUCGUUCACGACUCUCUCGAAGAAACAUUCUUUCACGGGUAUAGCGGGAAAAUCUGGACCAUCAAAUCUGGCGGAGGGCAAUGCCCACGGGUUUUUACCAAUUGAUGGGCAAGACGGCUAGCCUUGAUCAAAGUAACUGAAACCAACACCCAACAUCUCUGCACGAAUCGGUUCUUAUGAUAUAGACCACAAAGAGUAGGUUUACAUGGAGUUGCGGUAUGGUUAUGGGUACCUGGUUUUAGUAUCAGAACUCCAAAUGUUGGGCUGAGGUCCAGAUGUGAACAAUCAGAGCUUUCAGGAUCAGCCAUUACGCACAAGACAAGAUCUAAUUUUUCAGUGUGUUUUCUUUGCUUAGAGUUGUUCAUCAUCAGAGUAAUGAAUGAAUCUCCUGCAGGUCACAUAGCGAACCUUUUUUCUUACAUCUUAUGAACAGAACGAUGAUCAGUAUAUAUGUCAGGCCAGUUUAAGAAUCUCAUGUCAUGGAUGCCCAUUUCAGUUUAUUCAUAGUAGAUGUCUGGUAUGCAAUGACUUGGACACUCCUUUUGUGCUUGCAAAAAACGUGGUUUUGACGACGAUCACCUCGAUGAAUUUAUUCGUGUCUCCCUCUUGACGUCAUGAUAUGGACGCAUCAGGAAGUUCUGGUUUACAAGAUGCCAUUGAUGGAGUUUCAUCGGUGUUGAGGCACUCUAUUUCGAUGGCAUCAAAUGGGCUAACUUCUCGGCUAUGUCUAUGCUGAUUUGCCAGUUUUUCGGAGAAACUUUGCCAUGUGAAAAAUGCCAUCACUUUUGUAUGCAAAAUGGGGUGACAGCUUUAGUUUCCUAUGGAAUCUUCUGGAGCUAUAUCUUAAGCCUUGGGUGAUCAGACAACAAAAUGCUUUCAAAACUGUAGCUUUGGUAAUUUGCAUGUUUUGGUCGACAUGUCUGACCUAUUACACCUAGUCAUCAUCAAAGGAUGCAGGGUGAUCCAAGGACUUUUCUUAAAGAUGCCUCGAUGGAACCAUCACUUGCCUUUCGUCAAACGAGGUUUGAGUGAUGGUAGAUGCUAAGUCCUGUUUGUAUGCUAGUUCACCUUUUUAUAAAAUGGCUAGCGUCCGAGUGUUUUUAAAGCCCUGAAAGGAGUCGGAAAUGGCGAAUGCUUUAGCAACGAUUAGUCUUCUGCUGACUCUUCUCUGUCGGUCAGCCACGGGAGUGAGAACAAAAGCAUUUUCACUCAGAAGUCAACGGCGCCUGUCCGACUUGGUCGCAGUUGCAGAUGAUGAUGGUAUUUGCCAAUCGAUGGUGGAGCCACAAAACUAUGACUGUGAAGAACAUACUGUAACGACACAGGAUGGUUAUAUCCUGAGCUUGCAGAGAAUUUCAGUGAGACAAUCAGGCGGAACAACCGGGGACAGGCCUCCCGUGAUGUUACAGCACGGGGUCUUCAUGGAUGGAAUCACGUGGCUGCUAUUGCCGGCGGACAAAUCGCUGGCAUUCCUCUUAGCGGAUAACAAGUUCGAUGUGUGGAUUGCCAACACCCGUGGAACCAAAUAUAGCCGUGGACACACGUCGCUGAGUCCUGACGAUGAGGCUUACUGGAAUUGGACAUGGGAUACUUUGGUGUCUUCUGAUCUUCCUGCUGUGUUCAACUACGUCUACCAUCAAACUGGGCAGAGACUGCACUAUGUUGGUCACUCCCAGGGGACCUUGAUGGCUCUAGCUGCUUUCUCCAAGGAACAACUUUUGGACAUGUUAAGAUCAGCCGUUUUACUUAGUCCGAUCGCCUAUAUGGGUCAGAUGACAUCUCCAGUUGCGAGAAGUGCGGCCGAAAACUUCCUAGCUGAGGCUCUUUACUGGUUGGGCGUCGACGAAUUCGAUCUGAGAGGGGUAGCGGCAGUGAAGCUACUGCAAGAUAUUUGCCAGAAAACCGGAGUCGACUGCACUCACAUGUUGACUGCUUUCACAGGCCCGAAUUGCUGUCUGAACUCCACCAUAGUUGAUGUCUUUCUGGACCAUGAACCUCAACCCACAUCGACAAUGAAUUUGAUCCAUCUGGCUCAGAUGAUUAGAGAUGGCACUAUCUCAAUGUAUGACUAUGGCGACGAAGGCCAGAACGUGGAGCACUAUGGGCAGGCGACGCCUCCCCUGUACAAUAUGUCGAGCAUUCCGAACGAUCUACCCCUCUUCUUAAGCUACGGCGGGGCCGACGCUCUGUCGGACGUGCGUGACGUGAAGCUGUUGCUCGACAGCCUCAAGGACCACGACGGGGACAAACUGGUGACUCAGUAUAGAGAGGACUACGCUCACGCCGAUUUUGUCAUGGGCGAGAAUGCUAAAGAAGUAGUGUAUGAUCCUCUGAUGGCCUUUCUCAGGCUGCAAUGAGGAUG